AUGAGGUCGGUCCUUGCAAGACGUAAAACCUCUCUGUUUCUUGCCCCGGUUCUGAGGAUUCGUCACCGACAAUUCUCAACCUCUACCGUCCUCCGCACUCCCUCGAGACGUAUCCCAGAGCUCAACUCCGGUUUCACGAGCAGCUAUGACCCGAACGAAGAAGGACGAGGGCCUAUGUUCUCAAAGCACACCUUUGGGGUUCCACAAUUCUACCCACGAGAUCUCAAGAAGCGAGUCGACGAAUACGUAGUUGGACAGGACCGAGCAAAGAAGACAAUAUCAUCCGUCAUAUUUAACCACUAUCAGAAUGUGAGGCGGCGGAAAUAUCAAGAAGAGCAGGAGAGAAAGCGAGAGGAAAAGCUAAUGCGGCAAGCCAUUGCCCGUGAUCGAAAUGCAAGGGAGACGGAGGAAGCUCAUCCUGUUGAAGGUUGGCCACAUCCGACACCCAUGUCCCAACGGUAUCGUGCUGACGACUUUGACGAAGACGAUUUCCCCGGCCAUCACGAUUCCAUACAGCAGAUGCACCAAGCCUGGCAGCAUUCCGAACAGAAAACCGAUUUCUACAUACCUGAAGACACGAGUCGAAUACCGCCAGUUAAGAUUGACAAGAGUAACUUACUGCUACUUGGUCCGACUGGCGUAGGCAAAACAUAUAUACUUGAGACGCUAAGCAAGAAGAUUAACGUCCCUUUCACAAUAUGCGACUGCAAUUCCUUCACUCAAGCUGGCUAUAUAGGCCAAGAUGUCGAAACAUGCAUCGAGCGAUUAUUGAUAGAGUCGAACUACGAUAUAAAAGCUACCGAACAAGGGAUCGUCGUGUUAGAUGAAUUUGACAAAAUCGCUAAACGCGAAACCAUGAACGGAAGAGAUGUGGGUGGCGAAGGUGUACAACAGGCAUUGUUAAAACUAGUAGAGGGGACCAAGGUAACUGUCAACGUCAAAGAUAAUCGUUCUUCAUCUCGUUCAGCGAGUCCUAUUACUACAAGUUAUACCGGCCCCGGAUCCUCAGCAUCUACUUCAGGACCACAACCAACACCACCUCCAAUUGGGAAAGUGGACCAGUAUACCAUCGACACAAGCAACAUACUCUUUGUCAUGUGUGGUGCAUUCGUUAGUCUCGACAAAGUCAUACUCAACCGAGUAUCUAAGUCGAGUAUGGGGUUUGGUUCUGAGAUUAGGAGCCGGUCUACAUCUGGGAACAAACCGGAUCUUCCACCAGAUCUAUUCAAUCAUCUUCCUCACCGGCCCUCGGAUGCCGGGGAUACGUCAUCAUUUACGGCACUUGACCUAGCAACGUCCGAGGACCUACAAGGGUUUGGGUUCAUUCCGGAGUUGAUCGGUCGUGUUCAUAAUAUCGUGGCACUCUCACCUCUCUCGCGGUCAGAUUUACUAAGGAUCCUGACAGAGCCGCGCAACUCGUUAGUUGCGCAGUACACAGCAUUAUUCCAGACAUACCCCUCCAACCUCUACUUCACCCAGAAAGCAUUGCAGGCGAUCGCAGAGCGCGCGGAGAAGGCCAAGACAGGUGCCCGUGGGCUUAAGAUGGAGAUGGAGCGUGUGCUAGCCGAAGCAAUGUUCGAUGCCCCUACCCACUACGUACUCGUCACCGAGAAGGCAGUACGCGGGGAGGAGAAGGUCGGAUACUGGGGGAAAGAUGGUAGACUCGAAGUUGAAAGACUGAUACGUGAAGAGGAUGGUCUAGCUGAAGUGCCGGGACACGAUGAGCAUGGGAGGGAGAUUGUGAGUAGUCUCGGCCAGUUCCGUGAGGCUGGGCAGAGCGGUGCAUGAGCAUGAGCAUGAGCGUGAGAAACAUGAGUUAAAGUUGACUGUAUAAGUUAUUGUUAACAACCUUGAUACUUGGCUAGGAAAAGCCCUGCAUAGUCAUAGUGGUUGAUAAGGCGAAGGGCGUUUCUUUGGAUUCGGGCAUACUGCGCAUCACGACUGCUUUACCAACGGGCCGGAGUUGCUGGGAUACGCGGGUGUAACGGAGUAUAGCUACAUGAGAUGAUGUGGUGGGCGUGUAUAAGAUGCCUCUUAUAGGUUGUUUAGCAAGUAUACCUGGUCCAAACGUUCGAAUAUCUGUGCGAGCAUUAAGCGAAUGUAAAU
This is a messenger RNA of Annulohypoxylon truncatum, 2106 nucleotides long. Its product is annotated as P-loop containing nucleoside triphosphate hydrolase protein. Gene Ontology annotation, molecular function: ATP hydrolysis activity; ATP binding. NCBI's taxonomy places the organism in Eukaryota, Fungi, Ascomycota, Sordariomycetes, Xylariales, Hypoxylaceae. The record is from RefSeq and is a predicted model, not a curated record. The transcript is spliced from 2 exons. Gene Ontology annotation, cellular component: mitochondrial matrix. Gene Ontology annotation, biological process: protein catabolic process; proteolysis. The coding region runs from base 1 to 1788 and encodes 595 amino acids.